Myripristis murdjan (pinecone soldierfish) is the source of this 4058-nucleotide messenger RNA. RefSeq names its product treacle protein. The coding region runs from base 306 to 3764 and encodes 1152 amino acids. The transcript is spliced from 17 exons. The record is from RefSeq and is a predicted model, not a curated record. NCBI's taxonomy places the organism in Eukaryota, Metazoa, Chordata, Actinopteri, Holocentriformes, Holocentridae.
CGUAGAAGAAGAACCUCGUCUCCGGUGCGCGGGAUAUUCGGAGUUUGUCAACAGCUUCUUUGUUUUGCUAACGCUAGCUAGUGUUUUACCACGUUAGCUCAAAGCCAGCGUAGCAGACCUGCUUUCAGCACAUCCAGUGCAAAAUAUAUGUUUUACAAAGCUGUCUUACACGGAUGUAAGUGGUGGUUAAUUGAGGGCACGUUUUUCUUUUAAUAAAGAUAUGCAAACUUGGUGGCUAACAGUUUGCUAGCCAGUGGCGGACAGUGGGCUCGCGGACCGAAACAGCUGCUUAAACCGAAACCCGAAUGGAGACCGAACAGCCCACUCUGAGGAGACCACAGAAGAGGCUCCACUACUUCCUAGACAAGGAAAGUUCAUCUACACAAUGGGCAGGAAAAGUGACUCUGCAAGACAUUGACAGGCUGUUCGAUGACUUGGAUUCAGCCUCGGAUGGUGUUGAUGAGCUUCUUCCUGUUUCUCCACUGCUUAAGACUUCCUCUAAGCCAGAGAAAGCAGAGAUGGAGAGUGAAGCUUCACCAGUGCCAUGGAAAGGCCAUCAUAAUGAAAAACAUCAAGUUUGUCAAAUGAUUCCUGAAGGAGAUGUCCUGCAAACACCAGUGAAGUCAGUGGGUGAAAAACUUGACAUGGAUAUGUUCAGCCCAUUUAAAGGGCAUGGACCAAUGAAAACGUCUAGCCCCAUUGAGUGGAAUAAAGAUGUGGAGGAGCCAGAUGAUGAAAAAGACAGAACCGUGUCCCCAAUUCUCUUUGCCUGUGAGGAUGAUGUACAGGAAGAGCUGAAGAUGAUACCUCUCCCCAUCCAGAAACCCCCUCAAAGUGGGCAAAUCACAGAGAAGAGUGGUGAUGCUGAUUUGGAGUCUCCUCCAAACAAGUUUGCUUUAAGUUCUGCUCACACUAAGAAGAUGGAGUCGUCACGCAAGGAAAGCAGCAAAGAGAUUGACCCGGUUACAGAUAAAACAGUCAAGAAAUGUCCAGCACCAGCCUCUGAGGAUCCCAAGACAACAACAAUGCAGGGCAGUGCAGACCCACCAGUGUCAGGAGUGAGGCAGGAGCCUCAACACUCCACUCAUGAGAAGAAGUCAGAAAGUGUGUGCAGGCAGCUGCCGGUGGAGCUGUGCAGCCGUGUGGGAAAAGAUGUGUCUACUUUUCUCCAGAGGGUUAGAGACGCUGGGCAGACCAAACCUGCAUGUCCCAAGAGGCCACUGUCUCAGAAAGUACCCGCUCCUCCUCCUGAGCCAGAGGAUGACUUCUGCAUCCUGGAAGAUGACACACCUCUUUUGUUCUCCAUCCCAAGUAAAACAGCCCACAGCAAGAGUGUGUCUAAGCAGAAGAAGCAGAGCAAAACUUCCAGCACUGAUGAAGAAAAAUCAGCUAACAAGGGGACAAAGGACAGCCAACCAGAGAAGGUGGAAAAACAGCAGGAAUCAGUGCAGACAAAGAGCCAAGAGGAGAGUCAGGCAGAUCAUCAGAAAACAAAGAAGAAAAAAGGGAAAGGCAGUGAUUCAGACAUUACUUCAGUAUCCACAGCACAAAUGAAUCCUGUUGGUAUGAAGGCAACGGAGCCUGCAGAUGAGAGUAGUGAAGAUGCAUUCAGCAGUCAAGAAGACUUUCCUGCCGGUGACCUGAUGGAAGAAGCUAAACAGAAUAAAAAGAAGCAUAGCAGGAUCCCAUCUAAAGAAAGAAAAGCUGCUGACAAGGCAGACGACCAACUUAGAGUUGGUGCCACCAGUGAUUCUGUGAAAGGAAAAUCUACUCUCAAAAGAGAAAAACCUCUGAAGGUUUCGGAGGUGAGGACGUCAAAGCCCAUAAAAGAUGGUAAAGAAAAUGCCAGAAAGACUAAAGUCAAGUCGUCACAGCAGACCAGAGAAAAGCCUCAGGCCAAUAAUUCAGUACAGGAGCCUGUCUCUGUAGAAGCUCUGAUGAAGCGAAACCACGAGCAGAGCGACGAAGAGCACCAAGAAUCUGUAGACCUGCAUUCUCCACAGCAGGAGGACGAGCAACAUUUCAGUCCAGCUGAAGAAAUCAUGAAACCUGAAGUGCAAAGAGAAGUGGCAUCAGCAGAUCCAGCAAAUGGAAAGGCCAAGCAGAUCAAACCCUUGAUAGAUGGAGAAGAGAGCUCACCUGAAAACAGCCAGAUGCUUGGCAAACGGAAAAGGAGGAAGCCUGGAGAGUGGUGGCUGAGCUGCCCUCAGAUCGCAGAGGAAACAAAGGUUAAUGAUGUCCCACCUGUGCUCAAGAAGUCAAAACAGAAGCUCAGAGCAGAAGUAUUUUCACCUAUCAAGCCAAGGAAGGCUGAAGAUUUAGGUGAGAGGAUUCAGUCUGUGCUGUCACCCAGUCAGACUACAAAGCAGAAAGCUGAGAAAAAGAAGACCAAGCUGAAUAAAAAGAAAACAAGGACAGUAGAAACUUCAACAGACCAAGAAUCUAAUGUGGCAGAAGAGCUUCAAGACCAGGAGCAGCAGGUUCUGGAUCAGGACUCUUAUGACUUCCCACAACGAGAGCACACCCACGCCGCAGGGGAUAAGAUUUUUCACAGAACAUACCAUCGUACCCCUGAUGCAAAAGGGCCCAGAACACCAGCCCCUCCCCCUCCCAGAAGAUCGCAAAUUGAGUGUGUCGAAACGCCAUUACUCGGGAAACAGAGGAGAAAACGCAUCAGUAAGAGGUUGGAGGUUAAUGAAAUCUCUGAGAAUGUGGAGAGACUCGCCUCACAACCCCAAAAACUGAAUCCAAAAAAUCCCAAAACUCAAAAGCUGAGAGGAAAGCAGUCUAAACAACUGAAAUCCCCUGCACUUGGAAUCCCCAAAAACGGCAACGUGGCGGUCUCUCCAAAGCCACUGGGUGGUGCUCCUGAACCCCUGCUGAAACAGAGACCGCUUUCGGCUCCAAAGUCUGUUAAACGAUCUUUGGCCACAUUUAAAGACAUCUUCAGCUCACCAACGGGGAACCCUACUGUGACCAGCAGUAGAGGCACAUGUCAGAGAAGGAGACAGGAGGAGCGGCCUGUUCAGAACAGCCAUGUCAUGGGACAUCCUGCUGAGGACCCUGCGCAGGUUUCUGUCUCUGACUCUGUCAGACUCGACAAGACUGACAGUGUCGUGGUCACUAUGGACGCCUCAGAGCCUAAAAAGAAACGUGACAGGCCUUUGAACCCCGAGAUCCUAAGGGACAGCAAAUGUUACACAGAGAGCAUCAGGUUAAAACACCUCAGCAGUGGGCCGUCCUCCAUGAUUGAGUUGGAACAGUAUGAGGAAAAUGAAGACUGCACUCUGCCGUCAUCCAAAGAUGUCCAUCUUCUCCUGUCUGAAUCUGAGUUCUGCGCUCCUCCUCUCAGGCCGCUGGUCCUACAGGUUAAGGAUAAGGCCAACCUCGCUGAGUGGCUCAGGAAUCUGUGGCCAGUCACUGUCGGCAAUGAAGGCGAGGUAACUCCAGACCACUUUAAUUGGUACUUCUACCAAGGCAGAGCGAUGGGCCUUCAUGUAGAUCUGCAUUGUGGGUCCUUCUGUAACGGAAAGAUGUUGCUGGGCUCCUACAUGAAGAAACCACUUUGGGUGGAUCACAGUGCAACAACUGUUUUUAACAUCUUGACAAGCUGUGUGAGUGUGACCAUCAAUGGCCAGGUGUCCCAUUUUAACCCAGGACAGUCCUUCAUGGUGCCACAUGAACAUGCGUACAGCAUCCAAAACCUCACUGAAGAGCCUGCAGUGCUGUACUUCAACCGGAUGCUGGCAGGAAGUCUAGACUGAGUCUGUCAGCGGCAGAUCCCAGCACCCCCCGUCUCUGCAUUUUAAAAAUGUCGGUUUAAAAAAGAUAUUUAAUUUUUUUUUUCUAUACUUGGAACAGAGAAAAGCAUUUUUGGUGGCUGAUCUAUUAAAAUAUCAAGGAUUUGUAAAUAGAAAAAAAGUUUGACUGUAAUUUUGUUUUUCAGUAAAUGCCUGUCAUUAUUUAUGAUCAUAAACUGCAUUUAUAAUGACGGCCUAGAUACAGCCAACAGCAUUGCUAAGGAAUUGUAAAUAAUAAAGGUUUGUGGUUUUUCACUA